AUGUCGCGAGAGGAGAGGCCAAGGUCCAGCUCUCGCCGACGGCAUGAAGCCCAUGAGGAGAGGGAUAGAGACAGUUACGCACGGAAGCGGGCGCGGCGCCACAGCAGCAGCAGGGAGAGCUCCCCCUCAAAGAGAAGAGACAGAAGAGACAGAGAGAGAGAAAGAGAGAGAGAAAGAGAUAGAGACAGAGAGAGAAGAGACAGAGAAAGAGAUAGAGAAAGAGAUAGAGAGAGAGAUAGAGAAAGGAGAUACCAUGAGUUUAUUGAGGAGGAAGAAAGAGAUAGGUUAUUCAUUGAGGAGAGAAGAAAACAGAGAGCAGCAAUACUAGCCAAGCUCAACAGCAGCAGCAGCAGCAGCAGCAGCAGCAGCAGCAGCAGCAGCAGCAGCAAUGGCAGCAGCAGCAGCAGCAGCAGCAGUAAUCAUGUAGAUGCUGCUGCUGCUGCAGCAGACAGACAAAGCGCACCCAAUUCAGAAGGACCAACGCCACAACCAACGGUAGGGAGCAACUCUGCGUGCGCGCCCGACCCUGCUGCUGCUGCUGCUGCUGCUUCUCCUGUUGCAGCAGCAUCAGCAGCAGCAGCAGCAGCAGCAGCAGCAGAAGCAGCAGAAGAGGGUUUGUCUCCUGCUGGUGAUUUGUCUCCUCCUGAUAGUCUAUCUGACGAUGAAGAAGUAGCAGCAGAAGCAGCAGCAGCAGCAGCAGCACGAGAAGCAGCAGCAGCAAGAGAAGCAGCAGAAGACAGCGAGAGCUCCGCCUCUCAACCACCACCCACAGCAGCAGCAGCAGCAGCAGCAGCAGCAGCAGCAGCAGCAGCAGCAAAAGGCAUUGAUAUGUCUUCAUUAAAAAAGAUGUGCAGCAGCAGCAGCAGCAGCAGAAGAAGAAGCAGCAGCAGAUGGUGA
Messenger RNA from Eimeria mitis, 897 nucleotides. RefSeq lists its product as uncharacterized. NCBI's taxonomy places the organism in Eukaryota, Apicomplexa, Conoidasida, Eucoccidiorida, Eimeriidae. The record is from RefSeq and is a predicted model, not a curated record. The coding region runs from base 1 to 897 and encodes 298 amino acids. The transcript has 6 exons.